CCCAAGUCAGACUCAACUUUACAACACUGACACGGCUGGGAUUUGCAAUGUGCGCUGUCACUCGUUUUUUAUGGAAAAAUCUGAAAAACUUUCGAAGGUAAAUCUGUGCAGUAAUUUGACUUUAGCCAGGUAAAGGUUACACUUUUUCUUUGUGUUUCUUUUUUUUGUGUGUAAAAGUUACAGAUACCGUUGAGUAGAUAUGCGCGUUGUUAUAUUUUACAGUGUGUUCCCCCGAAACAUCAGAAAGAAGUGUACAGUUGGUGGUGACUGCGAUAGCUAACCCUGCUUCUGGGAGAACAUAACUUCAUCAAAUUUACUUUUGGACUCACUUUGAUUUAACUUUCGAUGAUCGAGGUUUCGAGUUUCGCUCUCCGAAAAACGUGAUUUUUUUUGUCUCUUUGGGUUGAGUCUUUUUAAAAAAAAAAUUUUUCUCGGGUAAAUAGUUUUUUGGGAUAUUUUUUGUUGGAAUAAACAUGGAUCCGAGCCAGCACAACCCCCCGGCCGGUCACCAGAUAAUCCACGUCCGUGGAGACUCCGAGACGGACCUGGAGGCCCUUUUCAACGCUGUUAUGAACCCGAAAAAUACCAUCGUCCCCCCCUCCGUCCCUAUGAGGAUGAGAAAGCUUCCAGAUUCCUUCUUCAAACCGCCAGAGCCAAAGUCCCACUCCAGACAAACCAGCACAGACGCAGGUACAGCCGGUGCCAUCGCCCCCCACCACGUGCGUGCCCACUCGUCCCCUGCCUCCCUACAGCUAGGGGCAGUGUCUCCCCUGUUGGGCAUGGUCCCUGCUGGAGCUCCCCCAUCGCACCUCCGACAGUCGUCUUAUGAGAUCCCAGAGGACAUGCCCCUGCCCCCGGGCUGGGAGAUGGCCAAGACCCCCUCUGGACAAAGAUACUUCCUCAACCAUCUGGACCAGUCGACCACCUGGCUGGACCCUCGUAAGGCCCUCCUACAGAUGAACCAGGCCCCUCCCACCAGCCCUGUACCAGUCCAGCAACAGAACAUCAUGAGCCCCGCUAGUGGUCCUCUCCCUGACUGCUGGGAACAGGCCGUAACCUCAGAGGGAGAGGUCUACUACAUCAACCACAAGAACAAAACCACCUCUUGGCUCGACCCGCGCCUCGACCCGCGCCUCGACCCGCGACUUGACCCACGCUACGGCCUGAACCAGCAGCGUAUCACCCAGAGUGGUCCAAGCAAGCAGGGGGGCCAACUGCCCUCCAGUCCCGAGAGCAGAGGAGUCAUGGGGGGCAGCAACCAGAUGAGGCUCCAGCAGCUGCAGAUGGAGAAGGAGAGGUUGAGACUGAAACACCAGGAGCUGCUCCGCACCAGACCACAGGAGCUGGCUUUGAGGACCCAACUACCUGUCAGUAUGGAGCAGGACGGGGGGACUCCCAACCCUGUGUCGUCCCCUGGGAUGGGCCAGGACGCCAGAACCAUGACAACCAACAGCUCCGACCCAUUCCUCAACAGUGGGACCUACCACUCUCGGGAUGAGAGCACGGACAGCGGUCUGAGUAUGAGCAGCUACAGUGUCCCCCGUACCCCCGACGACUUCCUCAACAGUGUGGACGAGAUGGACACUGGGGACGCCCUGCCGGUCUCCAUGGGGACGCAGCCCAGCCGUUUCCCUGACUACCUGGACACCAUCCCGGGGACGGACGUGGACCUGGGCACGCUGGAGAGUGACAACAUGGCCAUGGAGGGGGAGGAGCUUAUGCCUAGUCUCCAGGAAGCCCUGAGCUCCGACAUCCUGAACGAUAUGGAGUCAGUCCUGGCCGCCACAAAGAUCGACAAGGAGAGCUUCCUCACAUGGUUAUAACAAGGUUAUAACAUGGUUAUAGAACACGCUGGACCCUUAUACGGUAUACAGUGGGGGUUCCCAAACUUUUGUUUUCUCUGUGUCCCAUCUGAGGUGGGUGUUGUGACCCCCCAUCGGACUUGAACAGUGGAACUGCAUAUUCUGACCUACUGGUAUAUAGGAGAGAGGAGAGGAGAGGGAUGAGAGGAGAGGAGAGGAGAGGGAUGAGAGGAGAGGGAGGAGAGGAGAGGAGAGGGAUGAGAGGAGAGGAGAGGGAUGAGAGGAGAGGAGAGGGAUGAGAGGAGAGGAGAGGAGAGGAGAGGGAUGAGAGGAGCCUGGGAAGGGAUGAUGGGUUCUAGGAAGAGAGACAUCCUCUCCUCACUAAGUCUACACUCUGAACUGCUACCUAGUCAACCUACAUGAUUUGAUACAACAGAGACAUUCAACCAACGUGUGACGUCUGUCGUCUGACGUCUGUCGUCGGUCAGCAUACACAAUGAUACUGACAUAUUUUUUUGGCAGUGCUAUUCUCUUGUUUCUAUGUCUUUAUUUUAGUUGUCUGUGUCUUCAAGGCUGGCCCAUGAACAGACCAUUUAAUCAAGGGUCCCCAAAUCUCUUCACACGGCUUGCCUUGUCCUUCAUCUAGGUCUCUUUACCUGGCGCAGGAGAGCUGCUCAUUUGUCUACCCAACCAUCACAUCAAGGGAGUCUUUACCUGCUGGCUGGCCGGCUGGCACUAGGCAAGGGGCUUGGUCCUCUCCUUCUCCCCUAACCCCCACUACCCCCAUACUGUAUCUGAGCUGGACAGUCCUCUCCUUCUCCCCUAACCCCCACUACCCCCAUACUGUAUCUGAGCUGGUCAGUCCUCUCCUUCUCCCCUAACCCCCACUACCCCCAUACUGUAUCUGAGCUGGACAGUCCUCUCCUUCUCUCCUAACCCCCACUACCCCCAUACUGUAUCUGAGCUGGACAGUCCUCUCCUUCUCCCCUAACCCCCACUACCCCCAUACUGUAUCUGAGCUGGUCAGUCCUCUCCUUCUCCCCUAACCCCCACUACCCCCAUACUGUAUCUGAGCUGGUCAGUCCUCUCCUUCUCCCCUAACCCCCACUACCCCCAUACUGUAUCUGAGCUGGUCAGUCCUCUCCUUCUCUCCUAACCCCCACUACCCCCAUACUGUAUCUGAGCUGGUCAGUCCUCUCCUUCUCCCCUAACCCCCACUACCCCCAUACUGUAUCUGAUCUGGUCAGUCCUCUCCUUCUCCCCUAACCCCCACUACCCCCAUACUGUAUCUGAGCUGGACAGUCCUCUCCUUCUCCCCUAACCCCCACUACCCCCAUACUGUAUCUGAGCUGGUCAGUCCUCUCCUGGAGAGACUGUCUAGUCCACAACACAACUCUGGAGAGACUGUCUAGUCCACAACACAACCCUUGAGAGACUGUCUAGUCCACAACACAACCCUGGAGAGACUGUCUAGUCCACAACACAACUCUGGAGAGACUGUCUAGUCCACAACACACCUCUGGAGAGACUGUCUAGUCCACAACACAACUCUGGAGAGACUGUCUAGUCCACAACACAACUCUGGAGAGACUGUCUAGUCCACAACUCUGGAGAGACUGUCUAGUCCACAACACAACCCUGGAGAGACUGUCUAGUCCACAACACAACUCUGGAGAGACUGUCUAGUCCACAACACAACCCUGGAGAGACUGUCUAGUCCACAACACAAUCCUGGAGAGACUGUCUAGUCCACAACACAACUCUGGAGAGACUGUCUAGUCCACAACACAACUCUGGAGAGACUGUCUAGUCCACAACACAACUCUGGAGACACUGUCUAGUCCACAACACAACCCUGGAGAGACUGUCUAGUCCACAACACAACCCUGGAGGGGCUGUCUUGUCCACAACACAACUCUGGAGAGACUGUCUAGUCCACAACACAACUCUGGAGAGACUGUCUAGUCCACAACACAACUCUGGAGAGACUCUCUAGUCCACAACACAACUCUGGAGAGACUGUCUAGACUGUCUAGUCCACAACACAACCCUGGAGAGACUGUCUAGUCCACAACACAACUCUGGAGAGACUGUCUAGUCAGCAACACAACCCUGGAGAGACUGUCUAGUCCACAACACAACCCUGGAGAGACUGUCUAGUCAACAACACAACCCUGGAGAGACUGACUAGUCCACAACACAACUCUGGAGAGACUGUCUAGUCCACAACACAACUCUGGAGAGACUGUCUAGUCCACAACACAACCCUGGAGAGACUGUCUAGUCCACAACACAACUCUGGAGAGACUGUCUAGUCCACAACACAACUCUGGAGAGACUGUCUAGUCCACAACACAACCCUGGAGAGACUGUCUAGACUGUCUAGUCCACAACACACCUCUGGAGAGACUGUCCAGACUGCCUAGUCCACAACACAACUCUGGAGAGACUGUCUAGACUGUCUAGUCCACAACACAACCCUGGAGAGACUGUCCAGACUGUCUAGUCCACAACACAACUCUGGAGAGACUGUCUAGACUGUCUUGUCCAUAACACAACCCUGGAGAGACUGUCUAGUCCACAACACAACUCUGGAGAGACUGUCUAGUCCACAACACACCUCUGGAGAGACUGUCUCGUCCACAACGAAACCCUGGAGAGACUGUCUAGACUGUCUAGUCCACAACACACCUCUGGAGAGACUGUCUAGUCUGUCUAGUCCACAACACCACCCUGAAGAGACUGUCUAGUCCACAACACAACUCUGGAGAGACUGUCUAGUCCACAACACAACUCUGGAGAGACUGUCUAGUCCACAACACAACCCUGGAGAGACUGUCUAGUCCACAACACAACCCUGGAGGGGCUGUCUAGUCCACAACACAACUCUGGAGGGGCUGUCUAGUCCACAACACAACUCUGGGGAGACUGUCUAGUCCACAACACAACUCUGGAGGGGCUGUCUAGUCAGCAACACAACCCUGGAGAGACUGUCUAGUCCACAACACAAUUCUGGAGAGACUGUCUCGUCCACAACACAACCCUGGAGAGACUGUCUAGUCAGCAACACAACCCUGGAGAGACUGUCUAGUCCACAACACAACUCUGGAGAGACUGUCUAGUCCACAACACAACCCUGGAGAGACUGUCUAGUCCACAACACAACUCUGGAGAGACUGUCUAGUCCACAACACAACUCUGGAGAGACUGUCUAGUCCACAACACAACCCUGGAGAGACUGUCUAGUCCACAACACAACCCUGGAGGGGCUGUCUAGUCCACAACACAACUCUGGAGGGGCUGUCUAGUCCACAACACAACUCUGGGGAGACUGUCUAGUCCACAACACAACUCUGGAGGGGCUGUCUAGUCAGCAACACAACCCUGGAGAGACUGUCUAGUCCACAACACAAUUCUGGAGAGACUGUCUCGUCCACAACACAACCCUGGAGAGACUGUCUAGUCAGCAACACAACCCUGGAGAGACUGUCUAGUCCACAACACAACCCUGGAGGGGCUGUCUAGUCCACGACACAACUCUGGAGAGACUGUCUCGUCCACAACACAACCCUGGAGAGGCUGUCUAGUCCACAACACAACUCUGGAGAGACUGUCUAGACUGUCUAGUCCACAACACAACCCUGGAGAGACUGUCUAGUCCACAACACAACUCUGGAGAGACUGUCUAGUCAGCAACACAACCCUGGAGAGACUGUCUAGUCCACAACACAACCCUGGAAAGACUGUCUAGUCCACAACACAACCCUGGAGAGACUGUCUAGUCAACAACACAACCCUGGAGAGACUGUCUAGUCCACAACACAACUCUAGAGAGACUGUCUAAUCCACAACACAACCCUGGAGAGACUGUCUAGUCCACAACACAACUCUGGAGAGACUGUCUAGUCCACAACACAACUCUGGAGAGACUGUCUAGUCCACAACACAACUCUGGAGAGACUGUCUCGUCCACAACACAACCCUGGAGAGACUGUCUAGUCCGCAACACAACCCUGGAGAGACUGUCUAGUCCGCAACACAACCCUGGAGAGACUGUCUAGUCCGCAACACAACCCUGGAGAGACUGUCUACUCCACAACACAACUCUGGAGAGACUGUCUAGUCAACAACACAACUCUGGAGAGACUGUCUAGUCCACAACACAACCCUGGAGGGGCUGUCUUGUCCACAACACAACUCUGGAGAGACUGUCUAGUCCACAACACAACUCUGGAGAGACUGUCUAGUCCACAACACAACUCUGGAGAGACUCUCUAGUCCACAACACAACUCUGGAGAGACUGUCUAGACUGUCUAGUCCACAACACAACCCUGGAGAGACUGUCUAGUCCACAACACAACUCUGGAGAGACUGUCUAGUCAGCAACACAACCCUGGAGAGACUGUCUAGUCCACAACACAACCCUGGAGAGACUGUCUAGUCAACAACACAACCCUGGAGAGACUGUCUAGUCCACAACACAACUCUGGAGAGACUGUCUAGUCCACAACACAACUCUGGAGAGACUGUCUAGUCCACAACACAACCCUGGAGAGACUGUCUAGUCCACAACACAACUCUGGAGAGACUGUCUAGUCCACAACACAACUCUGGAGAGACUGUCUAGUCCACAACACAACCCUGGAGAGACUGUCUAGACUGUCUAGUCCACAACACACCUCUGGAGAGACUGUCCAGACUGCCUAGUCCACAACACAACUCUGGAGAGACUGUCUAGACUGUCUAGUCCACAACACAACCCUGGAGAGACUGUCCAGACUGUCUAGUCCACAACACAACUCUGGAGAGACUGUCUAGACUGUCUUGUCCAUAACACAACCCUGGAGAGACUGUCUAGUCCACAACACAACUCUGGAGAGACUGUCUAGUCCACAACACACCUCUGGAGAGACUGUCUCGUCCACAACGAAACCCUGGAGAGACUGUCUAGACUGUCUAGUCCACAACACACCUCUGGAGAGACUGUCUAGUCUGUCUAGUCCACAACACCACCCUGAAGAGACUGUCUAGUCCACAACACAACUCUGGAGAGACUGUCUAUUCCACAACACAACUCUGGAGAGACUGUCUAGUCCACAACACAACCCUGGAGAGACUGUCUAGUCCACAACACAACCCUGGAGGGGCUGUCUAGUCCACAACACAACUCUGGAGGGGCUGUCUAGUCCACAACACAACUCUGGGGAGACUGUCUAGUCCACAACACAACUCUGGAGGGGCUGUCUAGUCAGCAACACAACCCUGGAGAGACUGUCUAGUCCACAACACAAUUCUGGAGAGACUGUCUCGUCCACAACACAACCCUGGAGAGACUGUCUAGUCAGCAACACAACCCUGGAGAGACUGUCUAGUCCACAACACAACUCUGGAGAGACUGUCUAGUCCACAACACAACCCUGGAGAGACUGUCUAGUCCACAACACAACUCUGGAGAGACUGUCUAGUCCACAACACAACUCUGGAGAGACUGUCUAGUCCACAACACAACCCUGGAGAGACUGUCUAGUCCACAACACAACCCUGGAGGGGCUGUCUAGUCCACAACACAACUCUGGAGGGGCUGUCUAGUCCACAACACAACUCUGGGGAGACUGUCUAGUCCACAACACAACUCUGGAGGGGCUGUCUAGUCAGCAACACAACCCUGGAGAGACUGUCUAGUCCACAACACAAUUCUGGAGAGACUGUCUCGUCCACAACACAACCCUGGAGAGACUGUCUAGUCAGCAACACAACCCUGGAGAGACUGUCUAGUCCACAACACAACCCUGGAGGGGCUGUCUAGUCCACGACACAACUCUGGAGAGACUGUCUCGUCCACAACACAACCCUGGAGAGGCUGUCUAGUCCACAACACAACUCUGGAGAGACUGUCUAGACUGUCUAGUCCACAACACAACCCUGGAGAGACUGUCUAGUCCACAACACAACUCUGGAGAGACUGUCUAGUCAGCAACACAACCCUGGAGAGACUGUCUAGUCCACAACACAACCCUGGAAAGACUGUCUAGUCCACAACACAACCCUGGAGAGACUGUCUAGUCAACAACACAACCCUGGAGAGACUGUCUAGUCCACAACACAACUCUAGAGAGACUGUCUAAUCCACAACACAACCCUGGAGAGACUGUCUAGUCCACAACACAACUCUGGAGAGACUGUCUAGUCCACAACACAACUCUGGAGAGACUGUCUAGUCCACAACACAACUCUGGAGAGACUGUCUCGUCCACAACACAACCCUGGAGAGACUGUCUAGACUGUCUAGUUCACAACACAACCCUGGAGAGACUGUCUAGUCCGCAACACAACCCUGGAGAGACUGUCUAGUCCGCAACACAACCCUGGAGAGACUGUCUACUCCACAACACAACUCUGGAGAGACUGUCUAGUCAACAACACAACUCUGGAGAGACUGUCUAGUCCACAACACAACCCUGGAAAGACUGUCUAGUCCACAACACAACCCUGGAGAGACUGUCUAGUCAACAACACAACCCUGGAGAGACUGUCUAGUCCACAACACAACUCUAGAGAGACUGUCUAGUCCACAACACAACUCUGGACAGACUGUCUAGUCCACAACACAACUCUGGAGAGACUGUCUAGUCCACAACACAACCCUGGAGAGACUGUCUAGUCCGCAACACAACUCUGGAGAGACUGUCUAGUCAGCAACACAACCCUGGAGAGACUGUCUAGUCCACAACACAACCCUGGAGAGACUGUCUACUCCACAACACAACCCUGGAGAGACUGUCUAGUCAACAACACAACCCUGGAGAGACUGUCUAGUCCACAACACAACUCUGGAGAGACUGUCUAGUCCACAACACAACUCUAGAGAGACUGUCUAAUCCACAACACAACCUUGGAGAGACUGUCUAGUCCACAACACAACUCUGGACAGACUGUCUAGUCCACAACACAACUCUGGAGAGACUGUCUAGUCCACAACACAACCCUGGAGAGACUGUCUAGUCCGCAACACAACUCUGGAGAGACUGUCUAGUCAGCAACACAACCCUGGAGAGACUGUCUAGUCCACAACACAACCCUGGAGAGACUGUCUACUCCACAACACAACCCUGGAGAGACUGUCUAGUCAACAACACAACCCUGGAGAGACUGUCUAGUCCACAACACAACUCUGGAGAGACUGUCUAGUCCACAACACAACUCUGGAGAGACUGUCUAGUCCACAACACAACUCUGGAGAGACUGUCUAGUCCACAACACAACCCUGGAGAGACUGUCUAGUCCACAACACAACUCUGGAGAGACUGUCUAGUCCACAAUACAACUCUGGAGAGACUGUCUAGUCCACAACACAACUCUGGAGAGACUGUCUAGUCCACAACACAACUCUGGAGAGAUUCUCUAGUCCACAACACAACUCUGGAGAGACUGUCUAGUCCACAACACAACUCUGGAGAGACUGUCUAGUCCACAACACAACUCUGGAGAGACUGUCUAGUCCACAACACAACCCUGGAGAGACUGUCUAGUCCACAACACAACCCUGGAGAGACUGUCUAGUCCACAACACAACCCUGGAGAGACUGUCUAGUCCACAACACAACCCUGGAGAGACUGUGUAGUCCACAACACAACCCUGGAGAGACUGUCUAGUCCACAACACAACUCUGGAGAGACUGUCUAGUCCACAACACAACUCUGGAGAGAUUCUCUAGUCCACAACACAACUCUGGAGAGACUGUCUAGUCCACAACACAACUCUGGAGAGACUGUCUAGUCCACAACACAACUCUGGAGAGACUGUCUAGUCCACAACACAACCCUGGAGAGACUGUCUAGUCCACAACACAACCCUGGAGAGACUGUCUAGUCCACAACACAACCCUGGAGAGACUGUCUAGUCCACAACACAACCCUGGAGAGACUGUCUAGUCCACAACACAACCCUGGAGAGACUGUCUAGUCCACAACACAACUCUGGAGAGACUGUCUAGUCCACAACACAACUCUGGAGAGACUGUCUAGUCCACAACACAACCCUGGAGAGACUGUCUAGUCCACAACACAACUCUGGAGGGGCUGUCUAGUCCACAACACAACUCUGGAGAGACUGUCUAGUCCACAACACAACUCUGGAGAGACUGUCUAGACUGUCUAGUCCACAACACAACUCUGGAGAGACUGUCUCGUCCACAACACAACUCUGGAGAGACUGUCUAGACUGUCUAGUCCACAACACAACUCUGGAGAGACUGUCUAGUCCACAACACAACUCUGGAGAGACUGUCUAGUCCACAACACAACUCUGGAGAGACUGUCUAGUCCACAACACAACUCUGGAGAGACUGUCUAGUCCACAACACAACCCUGGAGAGACUGUCUAGUCCACAACACAACCCUGGAGAGACUGUCUAGUCCACAACACAACUCUGGAGAGACUGUCUAGUCCACAACACAACCCUGGAGAGACUGUCUAGUCCACAACACAACUCUGGAGAGACUGUCUAGUCCACAACACAACUCUGGAGAGACUGUCUAGUCCACAACACAACUCUGGAGAGACUGUCUAGUCCACAACACAACCCUGAAGAGACUGUCUAGUCCACAACACAACCCUGGAGGGGCUGUCUUGUCCACAACACAACUCUGGAGAGACUGUCUAGUCCACAACACAACUCUGGAGAGACUGUCUAGUCCACAACACAACUCUGGAGAGACUCUCUAGUCCACAACACAACCCUGGAGAGACUGUCUAGUCCACAACACAACUCUGGAGAGACUGUCUAGUCCACAACACAACCCUGGAGAGACUGUCUAGUCCACAACACAACUCUGGAGAGACUGUCUAGUCCACAACACAACUCUGGAGAGACUGUCUAGUCCACAACACAACCCUGGAGAGACUGUCUAGUCCACAACACAACCCUGGAGAGACUGUCUAGUCCACAACACAACUCUGGAGAGACUGUCUAGUCCACAACACAACUCUGGAGAGACUGUCUAGUCCACAACACAACUCUGGAGAGACUGUCUAGUCCACAACACAACUCUGGAGAGACUGUCUAGUCCACAACACAACCCUGGAGAGACUGUCUAGUCCACAACACAACCCUGGAGGGGCUGUCUCGUCCACAACGAAACCCUGGAGAGACUCUCUAGUCCACAACACGACUCUGGAGAGACUCUCUAGUCCACAACACAACCCUGGAGAGACUCUCUAGUCCACAACACAGUGAGAAGCAGCAGCUCAACCUUCUUAGUUGUCUGGAACGACUCCUGCUUCCCGCCAUCUCAUUAAAAGUGUCUUUGGAAAAUGUGUGAACAUCAUACACUCCUGCUUCCUGCUUCCUGGCCUUUUUUAAUUCAUUUAUUCUUAUGUCUUUUACAUUUUUAUAGUUUUAAGAUGUUGUUUUUAAUGAUGAGCCUGGGAAAACCAAAAAUGAUGUAUCGGAAGUUUGGGGAAGAACUACUGAUUUGGAAGGUUAGGUUAAAUUAGGUUAAGUUAAAUUAGGUUAAAUUAGAUGAGGUUAAAUUAGGCUCGGUUCAUUUAGAUUAAAUUCGGUUAAGUUAGGCUAGGUUAAGUUUGGCUAGGUUGAGUUAGGCUAGGUUGAGUUAGGCUAGGUUAAGUUAGGCUAGGUUAAGUUAGGCUAGGGCAACAUUCCAAAUGGCACUUAUUCCCUAAAUAGUGCACUAUUUUUGACCAGAGCUCUGUGGCCACUGGUCAAAAUGAGUGUACUAUAUAGGGAAUAGGGUGCCAUUUGGGAGACAGCCUAGGUUAUACAAGAUGGAGUCCCAGUUCGGACUGUGUGGUGGUGAUGGGGGAUGGGCUGGAGCCUGGGGCUGGGUACCUUGUAUACUAUACCAUACUGCUGCUUGGCUGUGCCAGCAUGUCUAGACGUUAAACCUUUCAUUGUCAAAUCAAGUGCCUUCAGUUGUAUUGUUUUGAGAGAAGAACAGGGAAAAAACAAAGGAACGCCAAGUUUUCUGUAUUGUAGUGUAUUGUAGUGUAUUGUAGUGUAUUGUAGUGUAUUGUGUAUUGUGACUUCAAGCAAUAAUGAUGUAUCGUAGAAAUGGUAUUAUUGACGAACAAACCACACUUCCCUCUACUUACCCAAAUGUUUAAUAAUCAAAAGUUUCUAUUGUUAAAGGUUUUAUAAAAACGUGUUAUUAUGACCUUUUAAAUCUUCUUUAUUUUCACGGUCUGAUUCACGCCUGAUUCAUGGUCCGAUUCACGGUCUGAUUCACGGUCUGAUUCACGGUCUGAUUCACGGUCUGAUUCACGGUCUGAUUCAAGCCUGAUUCACGGUCUGAUUCAAGCCUGAUUCACGGUCUGAUUCACACCUGAUUCACGGUUGCUUUGUUCUGAUCUUUUAAUACUCUUCUAUGUUUCUUAGGUUAUUACAUGAUGUAUAAUAGAUCAAACAGAUUCUUGGUUUUUUACUUUAGUUUUUUUUUUUUGGAUUGAUAUGUUUGUUUUUAUCACUAAAUGACGUGGACGUCUUCACAGAGAAACAGACCGAUUCCGUUACAAGUUGUCUCUGUUAGGAUUUUUAACUGAUUUGAUGUAGUUGUAACCUUUUCGACUUACAAGAAGAACAAAAGGCACUUUGGAUCAAUAAGGGCUUGUUUGAUGUAUCUGCAUCCUGAAUGGCACCCUAUUCCCUACACAGUGCACUACUAUAUAUAGGGAAUAGGGUUCAUUUUAAGAGCCAGCCAUUGUCUCCCUGUCUGAAAGGCAGUCUACAGAUAUCCCUUCCUGCCCUGUUGUAGACCUGCUGUGCUGCUGAAACAAGAUGGUGGUUAGGACCUGUUUUAUCUGGUGAGAAGAGCAUGUCAUGACGGUUAGAGAGGUAAGGUUAGAGGUUACAACCGGGGUUCGAUUUGAAUCCGUGGUAAAUGUGAGUUACAGUAUGUUGGCUUUAGUUGGUGUACAGGUAGAAUUUCUCCUUAUGAAAAAACAACCAGCUAUGGUUUUACAGUCAAGAAUUGUUGUGAUGUGACAGAUUCCAAAGAGUGAUUUUUUUCUUCUUCUAGUGAGUCUUCUUUCAACUGAUACUGAAUCUAAUUUCACGAGCGAGAAAAAAAAACCUAAAUGAUUUGUUAUUAUCAAUCUCUGUCCAUCUGUCUACCUAUAUACACAUGUACGUAUAAGCUAAUGAGAAUGUCAAUUAGGUUAGGGUUUCAAGGUAACCGAGGUGUCUAGACGGUCAUUGUGAUGAACUUAACUGAGGAUUCUAGAAGUUCUAGAAUAGAACAGACAAGUACGUGAUUCUUCCGGAAUGAUUUCUGUCACGUGUUUGACAACACUACAACAACGUUGGUGAUCCACUACAGUGACUUAUCUUGUUAAAGUUUGGUGGUCGAAUAAAUGAUGCAUUUGUCACAUAAGUGUGAUUUUUUUUUUAUGCUUAGCUAGUUUUGUUAGACUAUUAGUUAACUGUUGACUGUUUGUGUAGUACUAAUCACUCACGUUUAAAGGAUUGGUAUUUAGGUAUUGUCUAAAUGCAAACGUCAAAAAUAAAUUUCUAUGUUCAGUAACGAUGAUCUCUAAAUCUUUUCAGAGAUAAUAUGUACAUGUAUUGUAGAAACAAAUUCUGUUCCAUAUGUAUCCCUUUCUGUAAUACUUUAGAAUUGGCCUGGAAUAAUGUAUAUACUGUAGUAAUAAAGUAUAUACUGUAGUAAUAAAGUAUAUACUGUAGUAAUAAUGUAUGUACUGUAGUAAUAAAGUAUAUACUGUAGUAAUAAA
This is a messenger RNA of Oncorhynchus masou masou (cherry salmon), 13549 nucleotides long. Its product is annotated as transcriptional coactivator YAP1. Gene Ontology annotation, biological process: hippo signaling; positive regulation of transcription by RNA polymerase II. The record is from RefSeq and is a predicted model, not a curated record. Gene Ontology annotation, cellular component: cytoplasm; nucleus. Gene Ontology annotation, molecular function: protein binding; transcription coactivator activity. The transcript has 8 exons. Bases 474 to 1823 code for a protein of 449 amino acids. NCBI's taxonomy places the organism in Eukaryota, Metazoa, Chordata, Actinopteri, Salmoniformes, Salmonidae.